AUGGAGUCAACGGAAUUGUUUAAGAAAAUGGCUGUUGUUGGUUGUAGGCCUUAUACGAUUACUUAUGGGACUUUGAUUGAUGGAUUGUGUAAAGCAAGGAAGAUAAAUGUUGCUAUUAAGUUACAUGAAGAAAUGGCAAAGGAGAAUAAAAAAUCCGAAGUUAUUUGUAGGCCAGAUGUUGUUACUUGUAGUAUUAUAAUUGAUGGUUUUUGUAAGGUUGGAUUGCUUGAGAAGAUAGAAUUGAAUAAAGAAGUCAACAUAGCUCUUUAUCUUUAUCGAAAGAUGAUUUAUGAAGUAAUUGGGCCUAAUGUGAUUAUGUAUAACACUUUGUUAACUGGCCUUUUUGUUAAAGGCAAUGUAAAAGAUACACGGAACUUAGUUGGUGAGAUGCAACUUAAUGGUGUUUUACCUGAUUCUUGGACAUACAGCAUUUUCAUUGAUAGACUUUGCAAGAAUGGAUGUGUUUUUGGAAGCGUGGAGGUGGCAGCAUUGCAGGCUACGUCGGCGUUUGCACAUGAAGUAGGUCUCAAGGGUUUGAGGUUUAUUUCUGGUGCAAAUUUCAGUAAGCAAAAGUUGUAUAUGAGAAAUUGUGGAAUGGUUCUUACUUCAACUAUGAAAAUAAUGGUAGCUGCUCAAGUUCAUCUAUUCAAGCUGAUCAGUUUACUAGAAGAUGUUAUUCUUUCUGAACUCCUGAAGCGUGGACCACCAUUGAAGCUGACGUUUGAUGAGAAUCUUGGGUCUGAUAAAUUCUUCAAGAAGCGGUUUUUUCCUGGUGUGACUAAUGAUUAUGAGUGUGCCGACUUUGGAGAUUUAUUUGUUGAUGAAGAGCAAGAUGAUGGUGGUAGAAGCAAAUACUAUCUUCCAUUCAUUUGA
Messenger RNA from Pistacia vera, 873 nucleotides. Its product is annotated as pentatricopeptide repeat-containing protein At1g62910-like. Lineage: Eukaryota; Viridiplantae; Streptophyta; Magnoliopsida; Sapindales; Anacardiaceae. The record is from RefSeq and is a predicted model, not a curated record. Gene Ontology annotation, molecular function: protein binding. Bases 1 to 873 code for a protein of 290 amino acids. The transcript has 6 exons.